This is a messenger RNA of Leguminivora glycinivorella, 7394 nucleotides long. RefSeq names its product serine/threonine-protein phosphatase 6 regulatory ankyrin repeat subunit B (gene nompC). The transcript has 19 exons. Gene Ontology annotation, biological process: GPI anchor biosynthetic process; calcium ion transmembrane transport. Bases 96 to 5228 code for a protein of 1710 amino acids. The record is from RefSeq and is a predicted model, not a curated record. Gene Ontology annotation, molecular function: protein binding; calcium channel activity. Gene Ontology annotation, cellular component: membrane; glycosylphosphatidylinositol-N-acetylglucosaminyltransferase (GPI-GnT) complex. Lineage: Eukaryota; Metazoa; Arthropoda; Insecta; Lepidoptera; Tortricidae.
CGCUCAACAUAGCCCAGACCGAGCACGGUGAUACGCGACGCUUCAGUGUAGUGAUGACGAAGUGAUCGUGAACCUGACCUGGUUAUGAAGUGAGGAUGUCUCAAGCGCCAGGCGGCAAAAAAGGCGGAAAGGGUCCGCCUAAGAAAAACACUGAGGAUGAUAAAUCGACAGCGGGGAAGGUCACGGAUGAUAAGGACGAGACGUCCUCCGUCAAUGGUGAUAAGAAGGAGAUCAAGGAGAGCAAUGGAGACGUUCCGAAGCCUCCCAGCGCGGGGGUCAACAUGCGGGAGGCGGCAGCGAAGGUGCUGGUGCUGGCCCAGAAGACGGAGUGGUCGGCGGUGGAGAACACCCUCAAGGUGCUGGAGAAGCUGGUGGCGGCCGGCGGAGAGGACGCCGUCACCGUGCCCAUGGCGGGCAUACACGAUCCGACCACGGGCAUGACGCCACUCAUGUACGCGGUGAAGGACAACCGCACGUCCUUCGUCGAGCGGCUCAUCGAGCUCGGCUCCGACGUCGGCGCCAGAAACAAUGACAACUACAAUGUGUUGCACAUCUCUGCGAUGUACUCCCGUGAGGACAUCGUUAAGCUGCUGCUCUCCAAAAGAGGAGUGGAUCCUUUUGCCACCGGAGGGAGCCGACAGCAGACUGCGGUCCACCUCGUGGCCAGCAGGCAGACCGGUACGGCCACCAGCAUCCUGCGGGCACUGCUCACGGCCGCAGGGAAGGACAUACGACUGCGGGCUGAUGGAAGGGGCAAGAUCCCGCUCCUGCUGGCGGUGGAGGCGGGCAACCAGAGCAUGGUGCGCGAGCUUCUCAGCGCACAGACCGCGGAACAGCUCAAGGCAUCAACGCCGGCCGGCGACACGGCGUUGCACCUCGCCGCGCGGCGCCGCGACGUGGACAUGGCGCGCAUCCUCGUCGAUUACGGCGCAGCCAUCGACGCCACCAACGAGGCCGGCAUGACCGCGCUGCACAUCUCCGCCGCCGAGGGCGACGAGCCGCUCGUCAAGUACUUCUACGGAGUCAGGGCUAAUGCUGCCAUUGCUGAUAAUGAAGACCGGACUCCGAUGCACUUGGCGGCGGAGAACGGUCACGCAGCCAUCAUCGAACUGCUGGCAGACAAGUUCAAAGCGUCUAUCUUCGAGCGCACGAAGGACGGCAGCACGCUCAUGCACAUCGCCUCCCUGAACGGCCAUGCUGAUUGCGCUAUGAUGCUCUUCAAGAAAGGAGUGUAUCUCCACAUGCCUAAUAAGGAUGGAGCUCGCAGUAUACACACAGCCGCACGCUACGGGCACGUUGGAAUCAUCAACACCCUGCUGCAAAAGGGGGAAAGUGUAGACGUCACUACUAAUGAUAACUACACGGCUCUCCACAUAGCGGUGGAAUCGUGCAAACCUGCUGUGGUGGAAACCUUACUCGGGUAUGGUGCCGACGUACACAUUAGAGGAGGAAAGCAACGAGAAACGCCAUUGCACAUUGCUGCGAGAAUACCAGAAGGUGAUAAGUGUGCAUUGAUGCUGUUAAAGUCUGGAGCAGGGCCAAAUAAAGCGACUGAGGAUGGAAUGACACCAGUUCACGUGGCGGCUAGAUAUGGAAAUUUAGCAACAUUGAUACUUUUAUUAGAAGAUGGAGGCGAUCCUCUAAGGAAGUCAAAGACUGGAGAAACACCCCUUCACAUGGCUUGCAGAAGUUGUCAACCGGACGUCGUACGCCACCUCAUAGAAUUCGUGAAGGAGCAUAAAGGCGAAAGCAUCGCCACAUCAUACCUGGACGCCGUAGAUGAUGAUGGAGCUAGCGCACUCCAUUAUGCUUGCAAAAUCAAAAAAGAAGAAGUUAAAAUUCCUGCAGCUGACAGAGAAGUUGUUAAAUGCCUUAUAGAAAAUGGGGCUGAUGUAACCCUUAUAACAAAGCAUAAUCAUGAAACGGCUUUUCACUUUUGUGCUAUUGCGGGAAAUAAUGAUGUGAUGACAGAAAUGAUAACUCAUAUGUCAGCUGCUGAUGUUGGUAGAGCUCUUAAUAAACAAAAUUCUGUUGGUUGGACACCACUUCUAAUAGCAUGCCAUAGGGGACAUAUGGAACUGGUCAGUACACUAUUAUCCAACCAUGCCAGGGUAGAUGUAUUCGAUGUUGAAGGACGCUCUGCUUUGCACUUGGCAGCAGAACACGGUUAUCUACAAGUCUGUGAUGCACUGCUAACCAAUAAAGCCUUCAUCAAUUCUAAAGCCAGAAAUGGAAGAACAGCACUGCAUUUGGCAGCAAUGAAUGGGUACGCGCACUUAGUUAAAUUUUUAAUACGCGACCAUAACGCCAUGAUAGACGUUCUUACACUGAAAAAGCAAACGCCGUUACAUUUAGCGGCGGCUAGCGGCCAAAUAGAAGUUUGUAAGCUUUUGUUAGAGCUCGGUGCAAAUAUUGAUGCUACUGAUGAAUUAGGACAGAAACCUAUACAUGCCGCGGCACAAAACAAUUAUUCAGAGGUCGUUCAGUUAUUUUUACAGCAACAUCCAAACCUCGUAAUGGCCACUACAAAAGACGGCAAUACAUGUGCCCAUAUUGCCGCUAUUCAAGGUUCAGUAAAAGUGAUUGAAGAACUUAUGAAGUUUGAUCGGACUGGUGUUAUUUCCGCUCGUAAUAAACUGAACGACUCUACUCCGCUGCAGUUAGCAGCAGAGGGAGGCCACGCAGACGUUGUCCGAGUCCUCGUAAGAGCAGGCGCAUCUUGCACCGAUGAGAAUAGAGCAGGGCUCACCGCUGUACAUUUAGCAGCAGAGCAUGGUCACACUAACGUAUUAGAUGUUAUGAGAUCAACAAAUACUUUGAGGAUAUCAAGUAAAAAGCUGGGUCUUACUCCAUUACACAUAGCAGCAUAUUAUGGACAAGCGGAAACCGUCCGCGAGCUACUGUCCCAUGUCCCGGGAACUGUAAAGUCGGAAGCCCCAACUGGCGUAUCCCUAGUGCCCGUACUAGGUUCCGAGUCCGGCCUGACUCCACUUCACCUGGCGGCUUACAACGGCAACGAAAAUGUUGUGCGAUUACUACUAAACUCUGCGGGAGUGCAAGUCGACGCCGCUAGUACAGAAAAUGGCUAUAAUCCGCUUCAUCUUGCGUGCUUUGGAGGGCAUAUGUCGAUCGUGGGACUUUUACUCAGUAGAUCGGCGGAGUUACUUCAAAGCACUGAUCGACAUGGAAAAACUGGCUUGCAUAUAGCUUCUACCCAUGGACAUUACCAGAUGGUUGAGGUUUUACUAGGACAGGGGGCAGAAAUAAAUGCCACUGAUAAAAACGGUUGGACGCCAUUACACUGCGCAGCGAAGGCGGGGCACCUAAACGUUGUCAAACUUCUAUGCGAAUCUGGAGCAUCACCAAAAAGUGAAACGAAUCUAAACUGUGCACCUAUAUGGUUUGCCGCGUCUGAAAACCACAACGACGUCCUUGAAUACUUGUUGCACAAAGAGCAUGACACACAAUCUCUAAUGGACGACAAACGAUUCGUUUACAACCUCAUGGUGUGCUCUAAAAACCACAACAAUUUACCCAUCGAGGAAUUUGUGCUAGUUUCACCGGCGCCCGUCGAUACCGCCGCUAAGUUAUCCAACAUCUACAUUAUUUUAUCUACUAAGGAAAAGGAACGUGCCAAAGACCUCAUCGCCGCGGGAAAACAAUGCGAGGCGAUGGCCACCGAGUUACUGGCUCUCGCGGCCGGCGCGGACUCCGCCGGGCACAUCCUCACCGCCACCGACAACCGAAACAUCGAGUUCCUCGAUGUUCUCAUUGAGAAUGAACAAAAAGAAGUCAUUGCUCACACUGUUGUUCAGAGAUAUCUUCAGGAACUCUGGAGAGGGAGCCUCAAAUGGACUGGCAUCAAAAUUAUGUUCCUUUUUUUCGCAUUUAUAAUCUGUCCACCUGUUUGGAUGGUGUUUUCUCUUCCAAUUUUAAAAUACAAUAAGGUUCCAAUCAUUAAGUUCAUGUCAUAUUUGACUUCUCACAUUUACCUCAUGAUAUUGUUAGCUUUAGUGGCAAUUACGCCCAUUUAUAACUCUAUAUUUAGGGAAAGUUUAGUACCAAGGUGGUACGAGUGGAUGCUCCUCAUCUGGUUGAGCGGCCUUCUUUUGUUCGAGCUAACUAACCCCAGUGACAAAUCAGGCUUAGGAUGGAUUAAAAUAGCAGUGUUAUUACUGGGUAUGAUUGGGGUAGCCACUCAUGUCGUAGGCUGGAUAUUUGUCGAAAAAAAAUACUGGCCAACUCUAAUGUACUGUAGAAAUCAAUGUUUCGCCUUAUCAUUUUUACUAGCUUGUGUUCAAAUUCUGGAUUUCUUGUCAUUCCAUCAUUUGUUCGGACCGUGGGCCAUUAUCAUCGGCGACCUCAUGAAAGACUUGGGGAGGUUUCUCGCUGUGUUAGCGAUAUUUGUAUUUGGUUUCUCGAUGCAUAUCGUCGCGUUAAACCAGCCAUUCAGGAAUAUUGUCAAACCAGAGGAUGCAAAAAUUGCAAGAACGGCUCGGAGGAAACUAUUUUCCGACGUGACCAUGAAUCCUCUGUUCUCGUUCGAGCUGCUGUUCUUCGCUGUGUUCGGGCAGACGACGACGGAACAGACGCGCGUGCACCGCAACGACAGCAACGUGCAGCCACUCUGGACCAACUAUCUCUUCAAAAUAGUGUUCGGAAUCUACAUGCUGGUGUCCGUGGUUGUACUGAUCAAUCUGCUCAUCGCUAUGAUGUCAGAUACGUACCAGCGUAUUCAGGCUCAGUCAGACAUCGAGUGGAAGUACGGGCUGUCGAAGCUGAUCCGCAACAUGCACCGCACCACCACGGCGCCGUCGCCGCUCAACCUCGUCACCACCUGGCUCAUGUGGCUCAUACACAAGUGCAAGGGUCGCAUUACAAAGAAGAAGCGUCCAAGCCUGGUGCAUAUGAUUGGAUUGCAGAGGCAGGACCAGAUGAGCGCGAGGACCAAGGCCGGUGCCAAGUGGCUGUCAAAGGUGAAGAGGGGACAAGUUGUGCCCAAAGACUCUACACGUCUCUCAGUGGUGCACCUGAGCCCGCUGGGCUCGCAGAUGAGCUUCAACAACAUGACGAGGAUAGAAAAUGUGGUGGACUGGGAGAUCAUCGCCAAGAAGUACCGCGCGCUCAUGCGGGACGAGCCCGAGGAGCCGGUGCUUAAGGACACCGACGCGGAGGAGGCCGACAACACCUCGGAGGUGGUCCCCAACAAUGUGGCGGCUCCGCCUUGAACCCAUAGGGAGAAGCCAGGAAUUUACACGAAACCAUAUUGAAUUUCGGAGUGGCCUGCGCGCCAAGAGCUCAAGAUAUAGUCGAUGAAGUCUCAGGUCAGAAAAUGAUCAGGAAUCAAGUAUAGGACGCAAUUUAAUACACAUAUGAAAUUGAGUAGGACCGUUAUAAAGGCUGCUGUAAGAUCGCUUGACUUCUAAAGUCAAUAGACUUCUAAAGUUAACAGGUUAGUAAAUAAUAAUGAAGAAUCCAAAAGUAUUAGUGACAUUUAUCCGAAGUGACUCAUUUCGUUCUUUGCUAAUAAUGUUCCGAUUAUAGCACGCCUACCGUGUUGUUCGGUGUUUUAAAUAACUAUACUUAUUGUAGUUAUUGUGCAUCGUGAACACAUGAACCUCGAAAUAUUCACAAUCACCGAAACCAAUGUCAAGGCAUAUCUCAACUGUGAAUUUAAUGCGGACCGACCUUUUCGCAACAUGUUAUUCAUUUUGGUGUAAGUAAUAUGAUAGUGCAAAAGCAUUAGAACUUCCAUUUGUUUUUUUUUUCGUAUCCAUUAAAUGUUUUACAUCGGUGUACUCGUAUUUUCCAAAAAAGAUCCAUCAUCAUGUCAAUUGCCUCCUUAUAAUGUAAAAAUAAUCGGUACGAAACAAUACAGUUUAUAUAACGUACACAAUAACAUACUAUCGAUGCAAAGACAUUGUAAUGGAGAAGUAAAAUUACCCACUUAACACUUGGCACUUACGAAUUACAUGGUAAUGAAAACGAAUAAUAUCACCUAAUGAAAAACAAUACCUGCCUACUAAUACCCGUCAUACAUAUAACUAAUAAACGUGAUCGGAAAUUGAAGAUACCGCAUCUUAGAUACUUAUAUUUUCACCAAUGUAAAUCAAAACCGCAAAUUUCUGCCUGCGGUGGCAAUAAGUACCUCUAUCUAUACUAGUACUUCUGUGAAGAAUAUUAUAAUAUAAGACCGUUUGAUCAAUAUCAUUCAAGUCUAUUGUUUGGUACACUGGUAGAGAAUGCCUUAAGGUUUAAGUCCGCCAUUUGUACUUUUUAUUGUUAAUUUGUGCAAAUGUUUAAAUAAAUAAAAUUUGCUAGGAAUUCAAGUUGAAGAAGGAAAUCAAUUACACAAUUGUUAACGCUACGUGGCGAUUAAAACGCAGUCUGGCUCAGUCGUGCCACUGAAGAAGAGCGAUGUAGGGAGAGCUAGCUACAUUACGCUUACGAAGCGUAAGCGGUUGUGACAUUGGCUAGGUACCCUGGGCAUUUCUAUUUAAAGUUAUAAAAAUAAUUAGUAUUAAAUGGUGACUUUUUCAAAAUCACGAGCUUUUUUCUAUGUUAACCCUUUAAUCGGUGGCGGCAAAAUACUUGCCAUAAUACUUAAAACAAAGACGCCACCUCUAGAAUAAGAAUUACAGUUCAAAAUCAAACGCGAACGAGUAGAACAAACGUCAAAAUGGUUAAAGGGUUAACUGAGAAAAAGACGUCCUUGAAAUGUUUGUCCGUUUGUACACGUUUUUAAUAUGUAUAUAGGUACAUCUCCUAUGAUUACAUUGUUAUAAAAGGGAUAUAAAAUUAAAUUGAAAAUGAAAUUAUGGGAACACGUGAUUGAUGAAAUUUGGAGAACACAUGAAAUUGGGAGGGUAAAAAAUUUAAUAAAAAAAUUUAAUAUAGGUACAGUGCGAUCUUAGAAAUUAAUCGAGAGCGCCACAUUUUACCUAACUGUCACAUAUUCGAUAUAAAACCUUUUUAAACAUGGCAAACAUUUUGUAUGGGAAAUUUUUAAUUUCAUAGCGUACAAUUUAUACAUAUAGAUUAUUGUAAAUAUAAAUGCAUGGUAGAUAUAAUAAUAUUUUUGUUUAUAACAUUUUGUACAAUAACUUUUUAUCUUUUAGAUUUCUGAAUUAUAAUAAAAUCAAGGUUUUAAAGCAAUAAGUUAGGAUUUUACCUAUACCUAUUUAAAGUCAAGUAAGUUAUAAUUAAUAUAUGUAAUAUAAUAAGAUACUUUUAAUAUGGACCGAAUGUUUGUGAUAGUGAAAAUAAUAUUUUUCCAUUUUAAUUAAGUAAUGUAUUGUAAGAUAAAGUAGAGAUACGAGUAGAUAAUCAAAGCAAGUAACUUGUCCUAUUUGUUCUUUUAGAAACGUAAUCUAAUAUUUUUGUAAAUAAACGUG